AUGCGGCAAUUUGGGGUUCGUUCUAUUGCGUUGCUACUCACCGGUGGGGCUACGCGUGCUGUCUUCUUUGUGAGCGAGAUGCGGAAUGCGGCAGGGUGCAGGUGCCGGCUCUUGAGGGCCCAAGCGGUGCAGAAAGUGUACCAAGCAAACCUGGCAACAUUUCUGGUGCACCUGCUGCAGUUCCUGCAGAAUGGACACCCGACUCAUCACGUUGCGCUGCCGAGCUUUUGA
Molecule: messenger RNA, 231 nt
Organism: Symbiodinium pilosum
Lineage: Eukaryota; Dinophyceae; Suessiales; Symbiodiniaceae
Source: the annotation of a GenBank genome assembly